Molecule: messenger RNA, 5541 nt
Organism: Glossina fuscipes
Lineage: Eukaryota; Metazoa; Arthropoda; Insecta; Diptera; Glossinidae
Exons: 10
Coding region: 181-5025 (1614 amino acids)
Biological process (GO): organelle organization
Cellular component (GO): cytoplasm
Source: RefSeq, a predicted model, not a curated record
GACAACAAGCGAUUGGAUGCAUGUUUCGUUCCCUCUUAAGAUUUUCAAAGCCGUUGAGACAUAAACUCCUUGUAUUCUUUCUUUUGUGGAUGUUGCCAUUCGCUUACUAGCAAUCGUAUGCGUAAAUAGGUAUACGCAGCUUAAGAUUAAUUGCGCGUAACAACCUAUAAGAUAUUUAAGAUGGUGAAAAUAUUGCAAGCGUAUAAUUUUGCAAAGCAAAAUACAUUUGCUUUAAAUGGCGAGAUCUUGGCGGCGACAUUGAUAGAUUCCAACCGCAUUGCCAUUAGUAGUGCCGAACAAUUUAUAGAGAUUUAUGAUAUUGUCGGACGGACAAAUGCUGAAGCUCCACACUGUAGUGGAGGUGGCGAGGGUGGUGACAGUGAUGCGACAGCAGAAAUCGGUGCUGCAACAAUAAACGAUGAUGAUCGUUUGCCUAUUAAAUACUCUUUAGCCACUGUAGGCGAAGUUGUUAAUUUAAUAUAUUGCGAAGCGGGAAAAUAUUUAAUUACUUUGGAAAAAGAAAAUGUAGCAAGUCCGGUGCAUGCCAAUUCAACCAGUAUUAGCUGCACUAGCAGUAGCAAUAAUACCGUUGUAUACUCGGAGGAUGAUAUUAAGAUGUUUGUGCGGGUCUAUGCCAAUUUUUGGAAGUUUCCUGAGUCUAAACUAAUUGACCUUCCCAUAACUAUACGAAUUGCUUCAAUGACUACGCCGAAAGCUCCAUUAGUUAAAAGCAUUGAUGUCAUUGAGCUGCCAUUACGCAGUCCACCAGAUUUAAUACAAUGCUGUCAGACAUCGGGCAAUGUUAUCGUGAGUAGCAAGGAGCGUAUAUAUUUAUAUGAGUAUACUCAGUGCGUGCACGAGAGCACUCAGCCACGAUACAAAUAUAUUGACUUUUUGCCAUUUAAAUUUUUUGUGAAUUUGAAUUUUGUUCCGUCAAAAUUGAAUCUUGCCGAAAAUGUAAUCGCCUGCAUGAGCAAUCGCUAUUGCGUGGCAUUUCGUGUAGUGGAUGUACUAGCAAGCAAUGUGUGUACUGCUGGCGAUGGAACAGCAGCUAUUCACGCGACAGUAUACGAUCAGGGUAAUUAUGAUGCGGAAGAUAAUGCUGAUUUGCCAGAAAGUGGAGAAGUUAUUUCAAGUUCAGCUUCAAGUAUCGUAAGUAAGACCAGUGUGGGUCCAUCCAGUCAUAGUCACAAUAGUUUCGAGACUGAUUCAUUGGAAACGACAGUCAGUGGACGUUUGCAAACUAGUUUUCCUGGACGUACCGCUAUUGAUUUCAACGUAGCACGUCUCGUGAACUCUGCUUGCGGUCGCGAAUUUGAGGUUGAUCUACGGUCUCAAUGGGAAAUAGGCGAUAAUGAUGGCAAUGGCGCCGCUGGUGGUAUAAAUUGCGGAAAAUCGAAUAUAAAUUGUGACACACAGGAGAUCAUUAUUACUCCAACUAGAGCAAGUGAAAUCAAAAUAAAACUAGUCAACGAGGCUAAAGCAAUGAAUGUUCAGCGCAUCUCAAGCAAUGGUAAAAUUGUGUCCGCCUAUAAUGAGGACAAUAUGGUUCAGUAUGAUAUACGCAAACUGUUACAAAUAUGCAUGAAAUCAUCGGAAUCAGGUGGUGGGCGUGUUGUCGACAUUUUGCGUUGUAUGGAUCUCAAAGCAAUUUACCAACACUAUGACCGUGAUUCAGGGGAACUCGAAGACCCUGAAUAUGAAAUGGGCAAUCAACAAGUACCUGGAGCUAUAACCACAUCCAAACACAUUAAUCGUCGCACUUUAAAAUCUCCCAAACACCAAAGUUGCAUUGGUUUCGCUUUAUUGGUAGCAAGCAGUGUCGAUGGUUAUUUGUAUCAGUUUUGCGCACAGGGUAAAUGGUACAAUGAAAAUGAGAAGCCAAUUGCUACCUAUUCGUUUACCGCACCUGUUUUACAAGUUCACAUUAACGAUUACGUUAUAUAUGCGAUAACAACUGAAUCUGUGGAGACCCAUACGUCGCGUGUAGGUCAAAAAUUAUUUAACAACCGCUUUGAGUAUCCCACUUUGGUCGAACAAUUCCCCGAAGAAUCCAGCCCCGAUGUAAAUGCUCCCAUUGCAGUCAUCGGUCUAUGCUCGUUUAUACACGUGCAAUAUGUGUGCGUCAAUCGCAAUAAUUUAGUGUUAAUUAGUAACGGCAGCGCACCUAGCAACCAAAAUAAUAACGGGGAUAACACUAUCACUACACUAAAAAGGAGAAAUGCUGCCGGUAGUAAUGAUAAUGGCAAACGUAAUAUUGCUGCUCGGUUAAUAGCCGAAGCCAAAGCAAAACACAACCUGCUGCGCUUAAGUACCUCAAGUCACGCGGUUGUGGUUAACGAGUGGACUUUAUAUAAUCUAGAAGUUCCAUUAGUAGAGCAUGUAAUUGAUGAUUUAGAAAAUAUAGCGGAAAGCUAUCGAUCUGCAAGUAGCAGUAAUUUCUAUGAUCUCAUGGAGGAGGCCCACGUAAUGCUAAGAAUGAGCAUUUCUUUGCAAUUUGAAAAUUUUCACGAUAACCGUGAAGCAAAAUUACGUAAUAAAUUUAUGGAGAAUUGCCGCAAAUUGGCAGACUUUUCCAUAAGGUCGAAAAAAAAGGAAGUACACAUGCAGGCCACGGGAUUUUAUAAAAUGUGCAAUCUACAGUUACCAGAAAUCUAUACAAAUUACAUUCAGAAUUUUCUCAAUACAGACGCUGACGGCGAUGUGGGUCAUCCAUCACAGCACGAGUCAUUAACACCCGGCGAUGAUCCUUCAAUGGAUAGUGAACAGUUGGCUGGCUUAAUUUAUACCGUAAAAUUGUUUCUAAUUGAUUUGGGUACGGAUCGGUUGAAGGCCUCGUUUCUCAAUCAAUCCGUUAAACCAUUUUUUACGCCAAGUCGUGUUAUCAAACAAGGCUAUACACAGGUGCCUCUUUCACUGGAAUUUCUUAAUUUGUUUAUUAAAUAUUCCCCAGCGGAUAUACCACAAGUGAUGCUCGAUUCCCUUGUCGUGGCCGAUUCAAUAAGCGGCGAAAUUGUUAACUAUUUGAAAUUUCUAGAUUCAUUAAAUGCUGAUGAGAAUCUACUCUUGGCCGUUACGGCUUGUCGCAUGUCUAACUAUAUAGUCUCACAAGAGGUUGUAUGCAAGACUAAUAGGCACGAUUUGGCCAUCGCGUUAAUUAAGCAUAAAAAUGUUCUUUUCGAUGAUAGCACGCCAUUGUAUCAGAGGCAGAAACGAGGUAAAGUCACAAAAUCCAAUGGAGGUGACAAUUCAAAAUGCUCGCACUCGCAAUUGAAGGAUACAAGACGCAACUUUAUCGGAACCAAUCGUCAGCGGGGAAGUUCGUCUGGUGUGGGUGUGUACCCACACUUCAAUGAAAUUGUUUCGUUCUCUGACUUUACGGAAACCAUACUCUUGGCCACCGAAAAGCAAGAAUUAAUUGAAGCCAUUAGUGAUGUUUUUAUCCACGCGUUAUGCGUAGAGCAUAGCAUCACGUUAGAAUGUUUGCUGCAAUUAUUUUUGAACUUUAUAGCUUCGCACAUUGGCCAAAAGGGCUAUCAGACAUCGCAAAAAGUUUUUGUUAAUAUUUUACAGGUAUAUUAUUACGACCUCUUUGAUGUAAAUCCUUCGUGUGGGCAUCAGGAUCUUCCUUCCCCUUCGCCGCCGCAAAUCGAUGACGCUUACGAAGAAGGUGGCUUUUCUAAAGCCAAUAGCGAGCAGGAUACCGAGUCUAUAGCCCACUCAAAUGCUGAAAGCGUUUCCGCUGCUAGCUCAUCCAUCGCCGAGGAUCGUCGCGCGACAUCGCAUUACAAUCGCAUUGUCUACGAUCAACUUCAGGAACAACAUUCACCGUAUAAACGUAACUCAAAUGUUUCGCUUCUAAAUGGAAUAGAAGAACCAAGCAACGCUAGCGAAAUCAAUUGUAAAGGUUUGAAAAUUCUCUUUCGCAUGUAUAUGGGCCGUUUAAAAGCACUAAGCGACCUUAUCACGGAUCUACAAUCAGCCGAUGUCGAACAACAGUCUUUACAUGAAGAUUUCAUGAGUUUACGAUUGGAGUGCAUCGGUUUUAUGAUGCGCCAUUUGCAAGAGUUGCGUCAGGAGCGGCAAUAUUUACAAUCGACAAAUCACUUAUAUUACGCUGGCAAAUCGCAAUUAAUAAACGGUCGUUCCGAAGAACAGAAAUUAGUUUUUGUGCCAUUUAUACCCGAUUACAAGUUGAACGGCGAUGCGUUUGAGCAACACAUGAUAUCGUAUAUACGACCAAUACCAUGCCUGUUGGAUCGCCCCCAAUAUCUGAAUCGUUUGCCGCCGUUUAGACGCGGCGAUUUCAGUUACCCUAAUAAGGAUGAAGGCGAGACGGAUGUACAUUUUGUUGGCUGGCACAACGAAUUACUAACUUUGACUCUGAAAAUUCAGUCUCUAUUGGCGUCGACGAAAAUUGAUCGGGAAAUUGUUGAGGAAUUCAUUGCGUUUGUGCAGAAGACGCCAAAUCUGAUCGGUAUCGAUAGUUUCUUGGUAAUAGUAUUACCCAAAAAUUUAGCUAUAAACUAUAUGUUAAGCUUUUGUCCGGAAUACUUGUGGCAAUAUGGCAAGUCAAAUAACUUCAAUCCGAAACAAUGGGAGUCGUUGUUGAAAAAGCUAAUGAACAAAAAAGAUAUGCUACCAAAUUGGAAAACUCACAUAACAGAAAUUCUUAACAAUUUGGCGGCCGAUUUGUCAUUCGAAGAACUACUACAAUGCUUUCCUCCCGAUGUGCUGCAAAGUCGUCAUAAGAAUUUAUGGAGUAAAGAGUUUGCUUCUGAGUGUAAGACGACGACUAUGGGUGAGGACGGUGGCGGCUUAGCUUGUGAAGUAAGUCAGGAUCCUUUCUUAACCACAAUAGAGCGUGAUCAUGUGCCCAUGGAUAAUGUGGAUGAAGAUAAUGUUUUUGAGAUGACUUUAAGGAAAGCUGUUGCCAAACAACGCAGCAUUGCAUUACGAUCAAUGAUAGAGUCAACGGGUAAACAACUAUUUGAUGCUACCAGCAAUCCCAUGUAUAACCUUUAGAUGAUUUCCGUCUGUUAAAGAUCUCAUUUUGCCACACCAAAGUCGGUAAAUGCUCUUCUUUUACUCUCUACAAUAAGUAUACAACGUUAAACAAAGUGUUUGAAAAAAAAAACAAAAAAAAAAAAAAACAUUUUUAACUUUCGAUUCUAAUAGUAUAUAGAUCAAAUUUACACAACAUAAUACAGAUGGAUUAAAAUUAAUAGUAGUAAAUACCAUUUAGUAUAUAUAGAGAAGAAUCUGACAGAUUUUUAUUUAUAUUGAGAAAAAUACGCAUUUACAGUCUCUUCAGAAAUUGUUGAUAUGUUUGAAAAAUUCGAAAUAUAUUUUUAGUCAAUAUGUUUAAGGUAAUUUUAUAAUUAUGGAUUUUAUAUAUAUAUAUAUAUAUGUAUGGAUUAUGUGUACACGCACAAAUUUUAUUUAAUUUCUAACAAUGCGUAACUCUACGACCAUAGCAAUUAAGCAAUACUUUAGCAAAAACAUUUUAUUUAUUUAUUUUUAUUUAUUUAUUAUUAUUUA